AUGGACGAUCCGGAGGAGCUACAUCAGCAGUGGCAUGUCGUGGAGAAGAUCAGCGGGGAGUACCAUGUCUUGAUGCAGGACCACAGUCCAUUUGACGUUGCGGCGUGGCACGGCAAUUGCUUGCCUUACAAGACUUCUGUCACCCAAGAUAUGCUGAGCGUGUGUUCCCGCUUUGCAGUACGAUAUGACCAAGUUCGUCGACCAUACGGAUCCUUAAUCUGGACGCUUCUGGCCGCACGUUCGCGCGAUCCCAACGUGCCGCUCGACUACUUCAUCUGGUUCGGGCCGCGCUGGGACGUCGCCAUGAAUAGCUUCCGUCUGCCGUAUUUCAUCGCAACAGCGCGAGCGAGUUCAUUGCGAACAUCUACGGCGCGUCGGGCGGGCGGAGCGCCAACUUCAGACCGGGCGGAGGCGUCUAUGAGGCCGGUCACACGGCUAACGACGGGCGUGGUCCAACGGAUCGGCUCGCACGUCACCAAGGUCGAGCCGGGCCAUCACCUCGUGAUGGUCUUCUCGUGCGGCGGCGAGUGUAAGUACUAUCUGCGUAAGCAGUCGUCGUACUGCGACGUGUGGUUUCAGUACAAUUUUGGGGUGGGGUGGGUGGAUGGGUCCAAGGUGUUUUCGGACCCCGGGGGCGAGGCGCAUUGCGAGCUAUUUCUUCGGGCAGAAUAG
This is a messenger RNA of Cladophialophora bantiana CBS 173.52, 672 nucleotides long. RefSeq names its product homogentisate 1,2-dioxygenase. Gene Ontology annotation, cellular component: cytoplasm. Gene Ontology annotation, biological process: L-phenylalanine catabolic process. The record is from RefSeq and is a predicted model, not a curated record. Gene Ontology annotation, molecular function: homogentisate 1,2-dioxygenase activity. The coding region runs from base 1 to 672 and encodes 223 amino acids. The transcript is spliced from 2 exons. NCBI's taxonomy places the organism in Eukaryota, Fungi, Ascomycota, Eurotiomycetes, Chaetothyriales, Herpotrichiellaceae.